UAAUAAUACAAAUAAAACAGAGAAAAACCCAACAAUCAUAUGACCACCUAUGAGCAGGCACUUUGGUUACAGUGGGAAGGAAAAACUCCCUUUCAACAGAACGAAAUCUCCAACAGAACUACGCUCAGGGAGCGGCGUCCGUGACUAGUUGGGCGUGAGUGAAGUGCUUUAAUGGAGUGAUGCAGUAAUAUGAGGUUUUUAAGAUAAGAUAGGACCUGAUUAUUCAAAACCCUAUAUGUGUACACGUAGUGUACACGUCCUGAUAAAAAACAACUCCAAGAUUCCUCACAGUGUUACCGGAGGCCCAGGUAAUUCCAUCCAGAGUAAAAGUUAUUAUGAUAAUGGCAGAAUAUUCCUCUCAAAUCGUCUGGUGGUUCAGUUGUAUUAUAAACGCCUGGCUUAGUACCUAAUGAGUAAUUACUUAACCACUGAGGAAGUGGCCAUUGUUUUAUGGAGGCCCAAAACAUGGAGAGGAUCCAAAAUCCUUACCAUUACCCUAAGGUGACCCUACACCUGCUGAAUAAAGAAUGACCUCAUUGUUUCUUUACACUGUGCAUACAUUGUUCAGUUAUAUCACGCAACUAUUUUGUUUUGGCAGUAAGUAUUGUUUAUGGAGUCAUGAAGCAUCAUUCAGAGAGUUAAGUCACGCUACACGUCGUCAGUCAUUAAAAAGUGUUUAUGCAAGUCAGGCAGGUAAAAGUUGCAGAUCACCAACUAAAUACAUUUCAUCUAAGUUGUCCUUAAUUAGCAACAUUGCUAGCUAAAUGCUAUGUUUACAUUAUUUAUCCAUUUAUCUCUCUGUGCAGUACAUUAGAUCUGUCCCUAUGUGUCUGUCUAUAAAGCAGGUUUGACUCGACAGCAAUAAAACCUUAUUUGGAUAUUGUUUAGAUACCAGGUCAGAUUAACUGGGGGAGUUAAAGACAGUUUCCAAAUAUAACUGACAACAACUAAGUGUUAGUUUAAUCUGCAGGAGCAGUUAUAGAAAAUAUUCUGAACCUUUGCAUCACCAACCUAAAAAUAUGUGGGGAACAAUAUAAUGAUAUAAUAAUAAAUACUGUUUUGUCAAACGUCAUCUUUUAUCACCGAACAGACUGAAAACCAGUUAGCUUAUCACUGAGCUGUGAGAAGUUAUUUUGGUGUGUACUGGAAAGACUGGGACACACCCAGUGACAGAUUACCAUUCAGAGGUGUCAUUCUCUUAAACCUCCACAUGCUUCUAUUUAUAACAGAUAGCUGCAAUACCUCAGAGAGGUGAGAAAGAGAGGGAGAGAGAGAGAGUCAUAUGACCUACUGCUCAUUCCACAGAUAGCGACGGGCAGCACGCUCACUCUGUGCUUCCAUCUGUAAUUUCACCAGAGCUGCAGCGUGUUCAGAGGAUGUGUCGCAACACAGUCAGUGUACUCUGAACAGAUUUCUGGGAUUUUGUCUGUAAUUAUUAUCAGCAAAGGACGUAACAGUAUAUCUCAUUUGGGCUGACAGCUGGAGGACAAUGCCAGAGGAGAAAGUGUUUCAGCAGCAGGCUGUCCACAGCCCUCUGGAGCAACAGAAGCAGAAACAGAAGCAGGGUAGCAGUGGAGGACCUGUCGCCUGCCAGAACUGUGGAAAGCCCUGCAAAGGGGAGGCACUCCGAGUUCAGAAUAAACACUUUCACAUUAAGUGUUUCAUCUGCAAAGUAUGUGGCUGUGAGCUGGCCCAGGGAGGAUUCUUUGUGCGGCAGGGUGACUACAUCUGUACUCUGGACUACCAGCGGCUGUAUGGAACUCGCUGCUUCAGCUGCCAGGACUUCAUCGAAGGGGAGGUCGUGUCCGCGCUGGGCAAGACCUACCACCCACGCUGCUUUGUUUGCACCUCAUGCAAACAGCCAUUUCCAGCCGGUGACCGAGUGACAUUUAAUGGGAAAGAGUGUAUCUGCCAAAAGUGUACCCAGCCUCUUCCCGCCAACAGCCCUGCACCCAUACAGGCUGUCCACAACUGCUGUGGCUGUGGAAAGGAAUUUAAGAAUGAACAGUCGCUCGUGGCACUGGACAAGCACUGGCACCUGGGCUGCUUCAAGUGUAAAGUCUGCAACAAGGUGCUCAAUGCCGAGUACAUCAGCAAGGACGGGAUCCCCUACUGUGAAAUGGACUACCACGCCAUGUUUGGCAUCCAGUGUGAGAGCUGUAAGAAGUACAUUACAGGGAAAGUCCUUGAGGCUGGCGAGAAGCAUUACCACCCCACAUGUGCACGCUGUGUCCGGUGUGAGCAGAUGUUUGCAGAGGGAGAGGAAAUGUACCUGCAAGGAUCGUCUAUCUGGCAUCCUCCAUGCAGACAAGCAGCCAAGCAGGAGGAGAAGAGUAAGAAGCAGGUCCGGAUACAGCUCAAUGACGGCCUCGAGCAGCAGGUCGGUGCUCCUGUGACCCGGACUUCAUCAGAGAGCAUCACCUCAGUCCCGGCAUCCAGCGCCUCGGGCUCUCCCAGCAGAGUCAUCUAUGCCAAGCUAGGAGAGGAAAUGUUGGACUACAAGGACCUGGCAGCCCUUCCAAAGACCAAGGCCAUCUAUAACAUAGAUAGGCCUGACAUGUUGUCUUACUCUCCCUAUGUCAGCUACCCAUCUGACGAGAGGCACUAUGGAGAGUCUCCCCAGCUGCUUUCUCCUACUCCUACUGAGGGUGAUGGGGAAAAAUCACCCCGUCAACGGAGGCCAUCGAGCCCCAGCUCUAACAGCUCCCUGGGGGGCUAUGGGCGGUACACCCCGUCUCGUUCCCCUCAGAACUACAGCCGACCAGGACCAGAGAUAUACCUUGCCGGUAGACACAGCAGCCAAGCUUUACCCCCAGCCCUCAUGGGGGGCAUUAAGUACCCCUCCACCUGGGCCAGGAACACAUCCUCCCCACCCAUGUACUAUUCUGGUGGGGCUGAAGGGAGCAGUGGUGGUGGUAGUUGUGGCAAGUACUCGCCUACACCAACAGGUGGUAGUGCAGGCUUGUCUUUACACCUAAAUCCCACCACCCUGGCUAUGCUGCAGCAGCACAACUAUAUCCCUUACUUUAGAGGUAGUGAAAGCGGUCGGAGUACCCCCAGCUUAUCCACCUAUUCCGAUGGCAAAUCUCCCUCAUCUACUUCUACAUACGUGGCUGCUCCCCGGCAUUUCCACAUACCAGAGACUAUGGUCAAAGAUAAUAUCUAUAGAAAACCCCCCAUCUACAAACAGCAUGCUUCUAGAACAUCUUGGCAGGAUGGUGAGGAUAGCAAGAGGACCAGUUGGAUGAUUUUGAAGAGUGAGAUUGAUGGUCAGAUUGACAUCGACCCCCGCAAAUCAACCUGCAGUCUGCCCACUGACACUUCCCAACCUAAUUUCCCUUACAAUAAGUCUGCAUCUUUACCUGGCUAUGGAAGAAACGGCAUCUACAAGGCUGCUGAGAUGAUGGAGGAUGAAGUGGACCCAGACUCCCAGAGCUGGGGAGGCAUGAGAGAGUACAAGGUCUACCCUUAUGAAAUGCUGGCAGUGACGCAUAGAGUGAAAGUGAAGCUUCCCAGAGAUGUAGACCGCACCAGACUGGAGAGACAUCUAUCUCCAGAGGACUUUCACCAAGUGUUCGGCAUGACCCUGGAGCAGUUUGACCGCCUGGCUCUCUGGAAGAAGAAUGACAUGAAGAAGAAGGCACGCCUUUUUUAGACAGAAAAACAAUGCUAAACAAAAUCUCAAAAAGUAUCGGGAAGAAAACAAAAUACAAAAAAAGCCCCAUCGGAAAUAUCUAUAUAUGCACCACCGUGAUACUCCUUCUUCCUACUUUCCACCUCUAAAACGCCAUGCCUGUGAAGCCACAGAGGAACCCUGCGAGGGCACAGUUUCACAAAGCUGCGGCGGGCAUCUAUAGCUUUUUGUAUGCAGUGUGGUCCAAAUGUUUGACUGACAACCUUAUGGAGAUUGAGGAGCUGUGUUUGCAUGGCCUGUGCUGAUGCUCCUUGCCUCCUAUGUGGUUUUUGCAUCGACCCCUGACCCUCCCAUAUGCCAGUGCUUUCAUACUCCAUAAAAAAACAACAGCUUUUUCCAAUUCUCAUGCAGGCCUUCCUCCAGGUUUCUGUGGUUUGGAAUGUUUUAUGUGCACCUUCUUUUAAUCUCAGUAUUGACUUGUUUCUGUUUCUGUACAGAGUUUGUUUUCUCUUUGUGAGGUUUUGCCAUCUUGUCUCUUUCCACAUAUCACCUGUUUGCUGCGCUGCCUUUUCUCUCUUGCUGUGUCUGCUCCUUGCAAUAGGUUACUGUUACAUAUUCAAGACAGUUCAUUUUUACACCCUUGCCAUUACAUUAGGACAGUGAAGAGACUGUAGACAUUUACUGUUCAAGCAUGUCAAGGUCAAAGACAGGGAUAAAAAAAAAACAAAAAAUAUGUGAUGUUUUACUUCAAAACUGUCAAAAACCACCUCAUCAUCUUUUGUUUUUGGUUUUCCUUCUUGUUCUAUUCAAUCAGAGAAGUUGGCUACAUAGUUUUGAUAUGCGUGCUCUGGUACAUUUGAAUGUGGCUCCAUAUCUCACGCAAGCCUCUCAUAAAUCAGCCCAGAUAGAGUAGCCAGGGGCUGGAUAGCAGCCACAACUCUGAAUCACAGUCAGCGAGAGGAAGAAAAGGAGGGGUAGAAUACAGAAGGUUUCAGGGUGUACAAACAUGUCAAACAUGCUGCAUUGCUAGGGUGACGUGCACUCACAUGAAAAAAACAAAACAAAUACAAUUAUUUUUAUAAGCUAUUUUUGACUUCUGAAAAGGAUCAUUGAACCGGUCAGGAGGAUGCAGCUGAGAGAUUCAUCUUUUUUCUUUUUUUUUUUGAACAAAAUAAAUCCUUGCAGACUAAGCUUCACAUAACUGCAGCAGACGUAAGCUGAACAAGAGAGGUUUUGUUUGAUUUUAAAGUCAAUACUCUAACUGUAUUAUAUCUUCUCAGCUAGAGAGUUAACUCUUUGUAUGUUUGUUGUUUGAAAGUAUUGUUGCGUACAGUAAUAAAGCUAUACAUUCAAGCUUUGCUCGACUUUCUGGACCGUAAAUCGAUCAACUUGCCAACUAACAUACUGUAACAUGUAUGUAAACAUAUACUGGAUAUAUAUCAGAUUUAUCUGUCUGCCAUGGUGUAUAACUCUUAAGGCAUGCAUGAGGAUGGGAAAUGGGGUUUGUCAACUGACCUGAUAUAAGAAAUGAAUGACAACAUUAUCAUAAAUGUGUUUUGAGUGAUUGAUUCUUUUCUGGUCAAAUGAAGUGCCCAGCUCAGCUCCUUACAUUAGCUUGUGUUAGGUAUUUAUUUAAUUGCAAUACCAGGGAAGGGAUUUUAUUUUUGAAAUCUUGAGUGUUGUGUCAGGGAAGAGUGCUUUUGAAGAGAAACAUAUCAAAUUUUGAGUUUAAUCUGAGUGUCAAAUGUUGCUCAUGUAAGUAACACACUAACUGUUGUCAUGCAUUGCCAUGUCUUCUUUCUAAUAUUCAUCUGCUAUUAAAGUGCUUUAUCCAAA
Messenger RNA from Haplochromis burtoni (Burton's mouthbrooder), 5470 nucleotides. It is a transcript of the gene ablim2, whose product is annotated as actin binding LIM protein family, member 2. Bases 1490 to 3655 code for a protein of 721 amino acids. Gene Ontology annotation, cellular component: actin cytoskeleton. The transcript is spliced from 23 exons. NCBI's taxonomy places the organism in Eukaryota, Metazoa, Chordata, Actinopteri, Cichliformes, Cichlidae. Gene Ontology annotation, biological process: lamellipodium assembly; cytoskeleton organization. The record is from RefSeq and is a predicted model, not a curated record. Gene Ontology annotation, molecular function: actin filament binding.